Messenger RNA from Labeo rohita (rohu), 4141 nucleotides. RefSeq names its product mitotic spindle positioning (gene misp). The record is from RefSeq and is a predicted model, not a curated record. Lineage: Eukaryota; Metazoa; Chordata; Actinopteri; Cypriniformes; Cyprinidae. The transcript is spliced from 6 exons. The coding region runs from base 530 to 3307 and encodes 925 amino acids.
CUACAGUAUAUUUUCUGCACUUUUCGGGACAUCCCUCAAACAGUCUGAGCCAAUCAGCAAAGGCAGAACUGUGGUUUCUAGGAAACCGGCCUUCUGUCAGUUUAUCAGUGGUUCACAGUUCACAAUGUCACACACAGACACCAGGGACAGUGUGCAAAACUCCCUUACAACUACGUAAGCUUGUUCAAAGUGGUAGACAGUCUUAUCUAUUGAUUUGACGCAGUACUCAGACCAGAGAACGUUUUUUUCCCACAGUGAUAAAUUAUUUUUAAAAACCGGAGUAGUACAUAUCUCUUCAGUAACGUGAGUUUCACAAGGAUACCAUGAUGUGUGAACACAUCGAAGACUGACAUGGAAGAAAAGAAAUUGUUGAAUAAAGUUGUUAUUUUAUUGUUGACACGUGGACUAUUUUAACGAUGUCCUUACUACCUUGUUGGGCCUUGAACGUGUCAGUCGCAUUGCUGUCUAUGCAUGGUCAGAAAGCUCUCAGAUUUCAUCAAAAAUAUCUUAAUUUGAGUUUUGAAGAUGAAUGAAGGCCUCAUGGGUUUGGAACGAGAUGAGGAAACAGGCAUCAACUGUGACGGUCAACCCAUAUAAUGCAGGCACUCACUCCUCAGUAGAGGAGCAGGCUGUGAUCCAUUCCCAUUCUUCUCUGAGACCUCCACUUCCCAGGCCUGAUCAGAACAAUCCACCACACAGAGACCCCAUGACCAGCAACCCAAAGCGCUGGGUUAUAAAGCCCCUGUCCCCUAAGCUAGAGCAGUCAGAUUUGCGCUCCAUAUUGAGCCCGACUGGCCAACCACAGUUACUAGAGAACACAUGGAGUACUAGUCAGGAGGGUGACUCUUUCAGGUUCAGCUUGGAAACUAUAACAGUAACAGGCAUGCAGCCUACUGUGAUGGUGUCAUCUGGGAGAAGCACUCCAGAUGUGGUGGUCCAGGCUCAGCAAGUGUCUGUAUCUGAGGAUGGAAGUGACGGUGAAGAAUGGAGGCCCAGUACUACAAGCAACCCUAGCAGCCCUGAAACUGCCAGCAGUACAGGCUCACAUGUUGGAUUCUACUCCUUUGUAGAUGACCCAGCAAGCCCAGAAGCGGAAAUGAAUGAAGUCUACAUGGUUUCUCCACAAAGGCAGGCCAAACUGAAUACCUUGAAGGAGAAGAGCACCUUUAAGCUACAGACGUACACAGAUGAUAAGAGACCUGGGAGGCUAUUCGAAGGAAGUAAUGGAGAAGACCUUUACAGACUCGAGGAUGCCUCCAAAGUGAAUGAAGAUGAGGAAAAUACAGACCGAAUGGAGAUCAUCCGGAAUCAGGCACCCAAGAAAAGCCCUGCCCUUAAAGAGCAGUGGAGUGCCUUAGAAAAUCUGGACCUCAGUAACACUGAGCAAAGACUCCUGGAUGGGUUUAGUGUAAGCUACAAACCAGUGCGUGUGAAGACUGAAGUCAGGGUUGAGCCUGGUACCAUAGACCAUGAGCAAAUUGACUUCAAUGCAGCACGAAAGCAGUUUCUAAUGAUGGAACAAUCAAAACAAAACCCCUUCUUACAGAGUCCUGAGCAGCUUCCUUAUUCCCCCAAACUGCGAGGAAAAUCUCUAUCCUCAACAGCCAGCAUCUUCGGUCCAAAACAAGUAAGCAAAGAGAACAGCCUAGAGGAGAAUCAGAUCCCACUAACAACACAACAAGAAAUAGAAGUAAAGACUGUAAAUGUGACUGAACAUUCAAAAAAUGGAGUUCCAAGUGGAUCCUUAGAUGAUGUUGACUCUGGUCUAGGUGACCAAAGUGGAGGCUACGCCAGUGAGGGUAGCAUUUCGAAUGAUCCUCUCAUUUCAGAGAUAGAAAGUAGCUUGACAAUGCUAAGUGCAGAUGAGACUCCCAUUCAAAGGGAAAUCAGAAUUGCCCAACAACGGGAAGAGAGUCUACGUCGAUCAAGGGGUAUCUUGCACAAAGACCAUUCAGAGAUGGUGGAGAUCAGGAUAAAGCCAAUUCUGUCCCUGUCAUCUCCACAGGUGAAAUCUCCAAAAGCCAAAGAAACAAACAGAGUGAGUUUCCUUAUUCAGAGAGAGCGUGAACUUCAGAAACAGCAACAGAUCAAAAACAGUCUUUCAAGCCAUAACAGCCAAGAGAACCAAAUACAGGACAAGUCAACUGAGUCACAACCGGAUGAAAUUCCAGUCACACCUUUGAGGGCAAGUCUAAGAGAAAGUCCCACAAUUGAUCUAGAGCAAAGCACAGUUUCUGCAGAUGACAAGUGGAUUACAGAGCAACCUGCACUAGUAGAAGAAGGUGACUCAAAGGAAGUUCUUUCGCCUUGCUGUCCUCAUCGACAUCCUGAUGAAUCUAUCCUUCAGAGAAACACUGACAGCAGCACUUUUGGAAACCAAGUCCAAAAAAGUGCAAAUUCCGAGGACAGCCGUUAUUCUAAAUUAAGGGUUCAUAAAGAAAAUGGUGUCGAGUGGCAAACCAAGAACUUUAGAACAAAGAAAGAGCCAUCCUGGAUUGUGGAGAAUGAAAGGAGCUUGUCUGGAAGGAACAGAUUUUACUCUCAAAAUACUCCGUCCCCACUGGAACCUGCAAAAAAUAGUCGGUACACUAAUACCUGGAGAUCUCACCUUGAGUACACCGACUGGAGCCCCAAAAUGCAGAAUGCCCCAGACAGUAUCCGUCAGGAAAUCGAAAAAGACCUCAGACGAGAAAAAGAGCUCCAGGAGCUGAGAGAGUCCAGUAGUCUGUCUUUCUCAUUACCCAACUUAGCAUACACAAAUCCAGUGCUAACUUCCACUGAAACCAGGUCCUCAAUAACCAGUGAGGAAACUGUAUUUUCACCACAAACUCCAGAUGGGAACAUGGCAGAGGUGGAUUCUGUACUUCCAGAAAAGAAGACUGAUUAUAGUAAUCCUUAUUCCUGGAGUCUGGACUCUUCUCGAUUAUUCAUGACAGAUAAAAGUCCACAGUUGUCCUCACCACGACCCAGUUCCAGACUUCCCUCUGUGUCAAUGAUGACAGCCCAGCCAUGGGGCAGCCCAAAACCCAUGUCCCCAACUGUUUCCCGGGUUACUCCCAUCAAGCCCUUUAGCCCACAUGCUGACCUGUCAUCGCCUUCUUCCCAGAAAGGUCUGACUGAGACACUGCUAAAGGACUUUGAGGACAGACGGACCAAAUUGAAGCUGGAAGAAAGUGCAUACGCUGGGAUCCAACCUAUUGAUGCCAUAAACAAUGAGGUUGUAGAAGCCACUCGUGUAAUAAGGCAUAAAAAUCAACGUGCCCUGCAGUGGGAGGCAGGCAUGUACGCCAACCAGGAGAGUGAAUGAAUCAGCACCCACAUAACAGGACUCAUGACCUAAUGACUAGGUUUAAUUCCACAUUGGACUCACAAGCACACUACUCACACCGCCAAGUCAGUGAACAUGAAACAUGGACUUCCAUCUCAUUUACAGUAUAGCUGGAUGUUCUCAGUUGACUGGGGUGAUGGAAAUUGGUGUAGGUGUGGAGAGCAUCUUACCUGCUUGGGGUGAACUGUAAGCUCUAGCAAACUGGAUCAUGAACAUUUUCUUCAUCUUUCUCCGCCCAGUACUAACAUUUAACUACCAUCCUUAAUACUACACAAUCAUAAAAAUCUGUCAUCUGAAAAUAAAACAUCAAACUGUAUUACAUUAUUAAUGUCACUAACCUUUAAAUCCUCAGCGCUUAAAUGAAUAGACCAGCUUGCUUUUUAUACAAGUAAUAAAACUAAAUAAGCAAAGUAGAAUCACAGAACCGGGUUCCUACAUAGAGAAGAGGGACCAUGAGAUCUGGACCUGGACAUGAACUCAUUAACACACAAGACUGUUGAUCUAACAAGGUGGUCUUAAUUUUGAAAUAAUGGUGAAUCUUGCUUUUCACUGAAAAUAUAUAGUAAUAUCAAUAGAAGAUUCUUUUUUGUAUUGAAUACUGAAGAUUCAAAAAGUUGCACUGGAGAUUUCUGCCAUAUUGUAAAUGUGAUAUGAUAACAACUGUUUGUUUGUUUUUUAAUGUAAAAUCUACAUUACAGAUUGUUCUCUAGUAUGUCAAAAUUAACUUAAUAUCAAAAGAUGAUGUUGAUGUAUUCUGUGUUGUUAACACUAUAUUCUAAUAUACAACAUAUAUAAUAAAAGGCUUGAUUAUUA